AAUACAUAUUUUUUUUUUCCUCAUAGUUAAUCUGCCCCUACUACAAAAUGAUAUUCUUUUACUAGAAACUUUUUAUUGCCAUCAAGUAACUGAUUUUUAUUACAACUUCUUGUAAUCCUUUUACAGAAAACAAUUGAUAAUUGGUUGUAUUCUAGCAAAAGUGUCAUUUUUUUUCCCGUAUAAAAUUACCCUCUAUCAUUCAAAUAGUUUAGCUCUUCAAUUUUUAUUCCGAUAAAGUAAUAUGGCAUUUGUAUCUUGAAAAGAGAUGUGAAUUUAUUAAAAGAAAUCUACAGGAUGAUUUAUCAGAAUCAACGAGUUCCUCUUGGACAAAGAUCAAUACAAUUCAUUCAUUGAGAGGACACUUUAUACAAGAGCAAUCCCUAUUCUCACCUCUACUUUGGAAAUCGUUUCUUCUGACGUACACGAAACCACGCUAAAGAUAACCAGCUAUCUUGGAGGUAAACAUGUUUCAAAUAAUCACACUCAAUCAACACAUUGAUUUCAGACUACUAGUUAUUGUAGUAUCACAGCUGAACAUAACUUACUUACUUAUUCGUUCAUUCAUCCGAACCAAUCAAUAUACGUAUGCAAUAGGUCUCUUCUUCUUCUUCUUAUUCCUGUUUUAUCGUCAUGUCGCAAAUCGGUAGUAUAGGUUCCAUCAAGAAGACAACAUCUACUGCUGUUCUUAUAUCAACAUGGUGGUCGAACACUUUGAGGCCA
Molecule: messenger RNA, 720 nt
Organism: Cokeromyces recurvatus
Lineage: Eukaryota; Fungi; Mucoromycota; Mucoromycetes; Mucorales; Mucoraceae
Exons: 1
Coding region: 465-647 (60 amino acids)
Source: RefSeq, a predicted model, not a curated record